Molecule: messenger RNA, 6839 nt
Organism: Gymnogyps californianus (California condor)
Lineage: Eukaryota; Metazoa; Chordata; Aves; Accipitriformes; Cathartidae
Gene: TMEM94
Product: transmembrane protein 94
Exons: 32
Coding region: 143-4225 (1360 amino acids)
Source: RefSeq, a predicted model, not a curated record
GGCGUGCGGCUCCCCCGCCGAGACUGCCCGGUGCGGCUGAUGGUGAUGUGGUAAGUGUAGCCAAGCUCAUCUCUACCUAGGAGACAUUCUCCCCUGAGGAGCAAUCCCCUUUUGCUGGACAUGCUUACAGAACCACAUAGCCAUGGACCUCAAGGAGAAGUGUCAGGAUGAGAUGACCUCAAGUUUGGGCCUUACCACAAAGAAAGCCCUCACGAUCCUGAGAGACCAGUUGUCAGCACUGCUGGAGGGGCAUCAGAAGGAACGGAAAAAAGUGACUUCAUGGAAGGAGGUGUGGAGGAGCAGUUUUCUGUACCAUGGUAACCGUUGCUCCUGUUUCCACUGGCCUGGUGCAUCUCUGAUGCUUCUGGCAGUGCUGUUGCUGCUGUGCUGCUAUGGGAGCCAGCCACAGGGGAGCCAAGGUGCUGAGAUAGUUAAUGCACUGGCACUCUUCCUCCUUCUCCUCUUGGAUCUCUUCAUGAUCGGGCGUCAAGAGAGGCUGAAGUGCAGAGAGGUGGAGAGGAGACUUCAGACAAUCAUUGAUAAGAUAAAUGAUACACUUGGCAAAGAGGUGAAAUGGCCAGACUCCAUGUACCCUGACCUUCACAUGCCUUAUGCCCCAUCCUGGUCCCUUCAUUGGGCCUACAGGGAUGGUCAUCUUGUCAACCUGCCUGUGAGCCUGUUAGUAGAAGGAGAUGUCAUUGCUUUGAGGCCAGGCCAGGAGUCAUUUGCUUCUCUGAGAGGGAUUAAGGAUGAUGAGCACAUAGUUCUGGAGCCAGGAGAUCUGUUUCCACCUUUCUCACCUCCGCCCUCCCCAAGGGGAGAAGUGAAGAAGGGACCUCAGAACCCUCAGCUGUAUCGUCUCUUCCGUGUCUUAAAGACCCCAAUAAUUGAUAAUGUCAGGUGGUGUCUGGAAAUGGCUUUGUCACGUCCUGUGACAGCCCUGGAUAAUGAGAGAUUCACUGUACAGUCAGUGAUGCUGAAAUACGCUGUCCCUAUUGUACUGGCUGGCUUCCUGAUCACCAAUGCAGUGCGCUUCAUUUUCAAAGCUCCUGGAAUUGCUUCUUGGCAGUACACUCUUCUUCAGCUACAGGUGAAUGGUGUCCUACCCAUCCUUCCAUUGCUCUUUCCUGUCCUGUGGAUUCUUGCUACAGCCUUUGGAGAAGCCAGAGUCUUGGCCCAGAUGAGCAAGGCCUCAUCCACCUCACUGCUUGCUAAGUUUUCAGAGGACACUCUCAGCAGCUACACAGAGAUGGUAUCUUCUCAGGAAAUGAUACGCUGUAUCUGGAGCCACUUCCUCUGUGUUUUAAAAGGCAAAUCCCCAACUCUGAGCUUCACUUCCAGUUUGCUCCAUAGUCUGGGAUCUGUCACUGUGCUCUGCUGUGUAGACAAGCAGGGGAUUCUUUCCUGGCCAAACCCCAGCCCAGAGACUGUUCUGUUCUUCAGUGGGAAGGUGGAACCACCUCAUGAUAGCCAUGAAGAUCUGACUGAUGAGCUCUCUACACGAUCCUUCUGCCAUCCUGAGAUGGAGGACGAGCCCCAUGAAAGAGAUGCUUUGCUCUCUGGCCCCCUGGCAGACACGGUCCACAUGACCAACGAGCAAGAGAGGAACAACUGGUCUAGUGACCCUCCAAAGGCUCCCGAUGCUCAUGCUCAUCGAAAGCCAAACAGCAGGAGCAAGCAUCCCUCUGGGUCCAAUGUGAGUUUUAGCAAGGACACGGAGGGUGGAGAGGAGGAACAUACUCAGGUUGUUGGUGACAGUGAGAUGUUGGCUUGUGAGGCUGAAGACUUUGUGUGUGACUACCACCUUGAGAUGCUUAGCCUGUCCCAAGACCAGCAGAACCCCUCCUGCAUCCAGUUUGAUGACUCCAACUGGCAUAUGCACUUGAAUUCCCUCAAGCCUCUAGGUCUGAAUGUGCUGCUCAAUCUCUGCAAUGCCAGUGUGACAGAGCGUCUGUGCCGCUUCUCUGACCACCUCUGCAACAUUGCCCUUCAGGAAACUCACAAUGCCGUGCUGCCUGUCCACGUGCCCUGGGGCCUCUGUGAGCUUGCCAGGCUAAUAGGUUUCACACCAGGUGCUAAAGAUCUUUUCAAGCAGGAGAACUAUUUGGCCUUGUACCGCUUGCCAAGUGAUGAGAUGGUUAAGGAAACAAUCCUGGGGAAGCUUUCAUCGAUCACCAAGAGGAGACCACCCCUGAGCCACAUGAUUAACCUUUUUGUGAAGGACACCACUACCAGCACUGAGCAGAUGUUUUCUCAUGGGACAGCUGACAUCAUCCUCGAGGCCUGCACAGAUUUUUGGGACGGUACCGAUAUCUACCCCCUCUCUGGUUCUGACAGGAAGAAGGUGUUAGAUUUCUACCAGCGAGCCUGCCUCUCAGGAUACUGUUCUGCCUUUGCAUACAAGCCAAUGCAUUGUGCCUUGUCCUCCCAGCUCAAUGGCAAGUGCAUAGAACUGCUCCAGAUCCCUGGGCAGAGUGCUAUCUUCACAUGCUGUGAUCUCCCUGGGACGACCCCCAUCAAACAGAGCAGUCAGAGGAAUAGCUGGAGCUCAGAUGAAGGGAUUGGGGAAGUGAUGGAGAAGGAAGACUGUAUCCAGGCUCUGAGCGGACAGAUCUUCAUGGGAAUGGUCUCAUCUCAGUAUCAGGCCCGUCUUGACAUUGUCCGCCUCAUUGAUGGAUUGGUCAAUGCCUGCAUUCGUUUUGUCUACUUCUCCCUGGAAGAUGAGCUCAAAAGCAAGGUGUUUGCUGAGAAGAUGGGUCUUGAGACCGGCUGGAAUUGCCACAUAUCUUUAACGCCUAAUGGUGAUGUGCCUGGCUCAGAGAUCCCUCCCUCUAGCCCCAGCCAUGCUGGCUCUCUGCACGAUGACCUACAUCAGGUUUCUCGAGAUGAUGUGGAGGGGCUUCUGCUGAUGGAAGAGGAAGGGCACUCGGAUCUCAUCAGCUUUCAGCCAACAGAUAGCGAUAUCCCCAGCUUCCUGGAGGACUGUAACAGGGCCAAACUCCCACGGGGGAUCCAUCAGGUGAGACCUCACCUGCAGAACAUAGACAAUGUGCCUUUGCUGGUGCCCCUCUUCACAGACUGCACCCCGGAGACCAUGUGUGAGAUGAUCAAGAUCAUGCAGGAGUACGGGGAGGUGACUUGCUGUCUGGGAAGCUCUGCCAACCUGCGGAACAGCUGCCUCUUCCUGCAGAGUGAUAUCAGUAUAGCACUGGACCCUCUCUACCCAUCUCGCUGCUCCUGGGAGACUUUUGGCUAUGCCACCAGCACCACCAUGACUCAUGUCUCUGACGAGCUCACCCCGCUGCAGCUCUCAGGGCAACUCAACAGCUUGCCUUGCUCCAUGUCCUUCCGCCAAGAAGAGAGUACCAGCAUCAUCAGGCUUAUAGAGCAGGCCAGGCAUGCAACGUAUGGGAUCCGCAAGUGUUUCCUCUUCCUGCUGCAGUGCCAGCUGACCUUGGUUGUCAUUCAGUUCCUCUCCUGCCUGGUGCAGCUGCCCCCCAUCCUCAGUACCACAGACAUCGUGUGGCUCUCCUGUUUCUGCUACCCACUGCUCAGCAUCUCGCUCCUGGGCAAGCCUCCCCACAGUUCCAUCAUGACCAUGGCAACAGGAAAAAACUUGACUUCCAUUCCUAAGAAGACUCAGCACUACUUCCUGUUCUGCUUCCUGCUGAAAUUCAGCCUGACCAUCUGCUCCUGCCUCAUCUGCUUCGGGUUCACGCUGCAUGAGUCCUGCAAAGAGGUGAACGCUACCAGCCUCAACCUCACAGCCUGCUCCUCCAUCAUGCUGCACAGCAAUGCUGAUGGUGCUCCUGAUUGGUUUGGGACAUUUUCCAAUGCUCUUCUUGUAGCCCAGAAGCUCACAGCUGGCCUGAUCGUUUUACACACAGUGUUUAUAUCCAUCACCCACGUCCAUCGCACUAAGCCGUUGUGGAAGAAAAGCCCCCUCUCCAACCGGUGGUGGACGCUCACUGUGGCUGUUGUAUUGCUGGGGCAAGUGGCACAGACUGUGCUGGACCUGAAACUCUGGGAAAACCUCAAUUCUUCAUUGACCUUUAACCACGUUUCCAUCUCCCCGGUCUCAUGGCUCCUGGGUUUUCUUUCCUUGGUCCUUGUGGUUAUCAUCAAUGAGAUUGUCAAGCUGCAUGAAAUCAGGGUCCGGGUCCGUUACCAAAAGAGGCAGAAGUUGCAGUUUGAAACAAAGCUGGGGAUGAAUUCGCCAUUUUAAACGCUCCCAGCCCAAGUUCCCUGGAGCCAGGGCUGCACAGCCGCAUCCUGCACUGGGGGAGUGGCUGCACCAAAGGCUCGGGGAGUUUUCCCUCACACAUGCAAACCAGACAGCCUCCUUGCAAAACUACAUCAGCACCUUCCAGGGGGCCCCAGGCAGGGCACUGCUAUCAGGAUCCCCCAGCAGGUAUGCAGCCCCUCCGGAGCUUGCUAGGGUACUGUCAAGGGAGCUGCAAGCUCUGGUGGCUGUUCAGGCUGCUCUUCCUUUAUUUAUUUAUUACUAGAGGUUUUUGUGAGCAGGUGGGUUUCCUGGACCUGGCAGGAGAAUCUGAGGCCAGCAGGGGAGACAUAGGGCUGCUGAAGCAAGAGAUCUCUAUUGAAACCCAUUUUCUUUUUCCAUCUCUGCGUGCUCUCCUGGAUGAUGUGUGUGUGCAUGCCUGUGCGUGCCCUCACCCACCUCCCUGUCCCUGUGUCCUGGGACAAAGGAGCCGUCUCUCUUGCAGCUCCAGGAGUGCUGGGUGCCAGGAGCUCACAUUCCCAAGGGAACAGUGGGAAGGGUCUCUGGCAGGGUGCUGGGAAAGCCCCUGCGAUGGCCAGGCCUGCCCUCUAGUGUUGUUGCUGUAGCCAUAUGCCAGCUGUUGAGUGCUUCAAGAGAAGAGGGAUGAAACAGGGCUUCAAGAAAAGCUGUCUGCAUUUGACCCUAGUGAUCUGGUGCAGAGGGAGUCAAGGAGGGCAGGUCUGCCUGCCUGCAGGGAGUCAGCAUGGCUCAGCUUCCUCCAGCCCUGUUGAACCAGCUCUUACCUGCUUUAACAGCCCCCAGAGAGGUUUAUAACUGUCCUCAUUUUUUGUGAUUCGAAUUGCCGUUCUGCUUCAGUAAAAUGCCUGCUUGAGAGAGACAUAGCUAGAGAUAAAACCUGAGACCUGCCUAUGCUGCCGUGGAGGGAGGGGGACAUCUUUCCGGGGAGGAUAUCUGCAUCUUGCAGUUGUGACUAAGACAGAGCUGGUGGACGGCUCCUUUCCCAGUCCUGGGGUCGUGCUGCAUCUGGUACUUGCUCUCCAAGGCACAGGGCAACCCCUCUCAUCAUGUCUUUCUGUGAUAGUGUUUGGAUGUCUCUCCCCUCCAUGCUGCUGCCCUCACAUCUGUUCCCUGUUUUUCUGGAGGUCUCCUCUUCAUUUGACUGGGGGAAACCUUCCCCUGAGGGCUGAUGCAAACCACGAUUUGCCCCAAUGCGGCGCACGCUCUCUUGAGCUCUGAACAGACCCCAGCUGUACUGGGAACACUGGUGCCGUUGUGGGCUGACAGUCGAGGGCCCCACAGGAGUACACAGGCUUGGCUACCGGAAUAUUUGCAGCUCAUGGAGAUGUUGACUCCCUUCCUAGUUCUAAAAACUGGCUAAAGCUGGUAAAUCCUGGCACUGUUUUUCCUCCCAAUAUUAACACUACAAUAUACGGCUGUUACUUCCCCUUUGGUCCCUGAGACUAACAAAUGGCUGCUGGUCCUUCCCUGGCAGGUGGGGAGCUGGCUGGGAACCCCCAAGCUCUGCCCUGCUGCUCCACCUUGUCUUCCUUACAUUUCAGCAUAUACCAGAGAGCAUGCACACUGCUGCGUGUCUCUAAGCAAUACCCUUCUCCCUGCUGGGGGUCUGGUAGGAGAGCAAAGCGGGGGUACAGCCAGCCUCUGAGCUCUGGGGACAGACGGAGGAUGCUGGAGGGGGGCAGCUGGGGCUGUGCAGAGGCCUGGACCCUGUUCCUACAGCUGGAGAGCAGAUGUUUAGAUUCCAUGCUGCUGGUAGGGUUUUGUAUGGGAUAGGGAACCGGCAGCUCACUGGGGAAACGCAGGCCUGCUCUCCUGCAAUGCAGCAGUACCAGGCCACUCCUGCUUGCAGUGGGUCUGCUCACCUUUGCCAGCUAGGCUGAACUCUGCCUUCACUCCUCUUGGGCCUGCAGAGCUGCCUGGCUCAGGGAGAACAAGUCACACGUUUCUCAGUCUCACUUAAUUCACUAAAUGCCAGCUCCAGAUCUGUUAGCCCUGCCAUCUGAGAAAUCAGCUUUUCUUUGAUGCCAGGGUCGGCUAGCAGGUGGGAUAUGGUCUCCUCUGUGACCGAGAUGAGCUGGAGUCAGAGGCAGCACCAAGCUGCUCACUCUAUUCCUGCAGAGCAACCUUCCCCCCCAGACCUUAGCUCUUGCCCUGUGCCACUAACUGUUGUAAGUGAUAAAGGCAGCAGAUACCAGGGCUUCCUGCUGGCCACACCUUCCUCUAGAGGAGGCACCUCCAAGGUUUCCUUUUCUGGGUGAUCACAAAUGUUUAUUUUCCUGCAACCUCCUUCCCGUGGUAGACUUGGAGGGAGCCGGGGCGUAUGAAUGGAGCCUUUUGGAUGGUCUCGCCAAUGCCACCCUUCCCUUGGCCACUGAGGUAUCUCCGAGGGUCAGGGUGCAUGGCUUCAGAAAGAAAUUUCCUACAUCCAGAUGUUUUUAAAUGGUGUAUAUUUUAUAUUAAAUUUUUUGGGAUGUAUGUAAAAAUAUUUGAUUUGUAUUAAAACUUGUAAAUUGUAUAAAAAAAAAAAAACAAACCCAGACCCACACGCAUCCAGUGUAUGAACGGCAAUAAAUGAUUG